AUGUCAAAUUCAGACGCUACUUCACCAUUACUCAACAACACCAAUUCAGAUUCAUCUAAUCAAAAUGGUUUAUUUACUCAAUACAGUAAACACGUAGCUGUUAUAUCACUCCUCAGCCUAAUAUCAACUCCAAUACUCAUGAUUUUAAACUCUGGUAACUUUUUCUCGCCCUUCACCCUCCAUCCUAUCUUUCAAUGUAUCGCCAUUUCUCUAAUCGUGCUAUCAAUCCUAUCUUUGCAACCUACGUCAUCUGGUAAUUCAAAGUUAAAAGCUUUCGAUAAACACAGAAAGUUUAUCUCCUAUUUCAGCUUACCUUUCUUCCUCAUUGGCUCAUCCGCUAUGUUUUAUAACAAAUUUUCACACUCUGCCCCACACUUCACCACUUGGCACUCUACUUUCGGCUUAAUCUCUCUCUCUUUCCUGAUCCUUCAAGCCUCUGUUGGUAUUGCCUUCACUAUCCCCUCAAAAGAUUCUCCUAUUCUCCCUAAAUCCCUAUACAAAUACCACAGAUUGUCCGGUUACUUCGUCUUGCUCCCUCUCUUAGCUAUAACUGCUACUUUAGGUGCUGGUCACUCUACUUGGUCAUCCACUCAAGCUCCUUUGCCCGUCAGAUUGAUAUUUGUAGACACUGCUGCUAUUCUACUUGUCUUAUCUAUCUGGUCAGGCAUUCAGAAGCAUAAACUUGGUUUCUAA
Molecule: messenger RNA, 693 nt
Organism: Wallemia ichthyophaga EXF-994
Lineage: Eukaryota; Fungi; Basidiomycota; Wallemiomycetes; Wallemiales; Wallemiaceae
Exons: 1
Coding region: 1-693 (230 amino acids)
Molecular function (GO): transmembrane monodehydroascorbate reductase activity
Source: RefSeq, a predicted model, not a curated record